AUGGCCACCAACUCUAAGUUGUCUGGCGUGUCUCAGUUCGGCUUGACGUCGCUGGCGCCAACGGCGACCCAACAUCAUUUAUCUGAAGGAUGCGAUUACAGCAGUGCCGCGAGAUUUCAACGUCCACUCGUCGACUGUAUCGAGCAUUUGGCAACGUGGCCGUGCGACGGCGCCUGUGCCGACGUCAAGUCUCGAAUGACCAAUUGUGGUCGAACGAAAUCCUACACAGUCAGUGAGAUCGAGCAGCGCAUCAAGGCAACACGUCUGGCCCAACGACAAACUUACCGUGCAUUGGGAGCAGCGAUUGAAGUCUCAACUUGGACGAUUUGGAACUUCAUCCAAAGCAAGUGGGUCACCCGACGUUCAAACUGGACAAAGCCGCGGCUCAAGCCCGAAUAG
Aphanomyces astaci is the source of this 399-nucleotide messenger RNA. RefSeq lists its product as hypothetical. The transcript has 2 exons. Lineage: Eukaryota; Oomycota; Saprolegniomycetes; Saprolegniales; Verrucalvaceae. The record is from RefSeq and is a predicted model, not a curated record. The coding region runs from base 1 to 399 and encodes 132 amino acids.